Molecule: messenger RNA, 2432 nt
Organism: Anolis sagrei ordinatus
Lineage: Eukaryota; Metazoa; Chordata; Lepidosauria; Squamata; Anolidae
Gene: CD247
Product: CD247 molecule
Biological process (GO): T cell receptor signaling pathway
Cellular component (GO): alpha-beta T cell receptor complex; membrane
Molecular function (GO): transmembrane signaling receptor activity
Source: RefSeq, a predicted model, not a curated record
CUUCCUGUGGAGACAGUGAGAAGAACAAAGGCUGUGAAGGUGUCUUUUCUUUUCCUUGCCCCACUAACGGCUAAAUUGUAGCCUCCAGUCUCUCCCACCCCACCUUGUAACCUUGGGGGGAGCAAUAUGAAGGGGAAAGGAAUACUGAUCGCUGCCAUCCUGCAGGCAUGGCUCCCAAUUACAGAUGCUGAUGCACUAGGACUGGCAGAUCCAAGAUUAUGUUACAUUCUGGACGGGAUCCUCUUAAUUUAUGCUAUUGUCAUCACAGCCUGUUUUGUAAAAACAAAGUUAAGCAGAGGCCGUUCUGAACGCACAUCUCAAAACACAGAUACCAUAUAUAAUAAAUUGUCUUCUGGACGCAGAGAUGAAUAUGAUUCACUGGGAGUUAAAAAGACAAACAAUGACGUUGAAAUGGGAAGGAAAAAACAGCACAGAAGAAAUAAACCUCAGGACAGAGUUUACAGUUCUCUACAGAGGGAUAAGAUGGGUGAAGCCUACAGUGAAAUUGGGAAGAAAGGAGAGAGGCGUCGUGGCAAAGGCAAUGAUGCAGUUUAUCAGGGUCUCAGCGCAGCCACAAAGGACACCUAUGAUGUCCUUCAAAUGCAACAAAUGCAGACUCCUUAUUAGCUGCAGUUGAAUGAUAAAAGAGGAACUAUUUCCAGUCGGAGUCCUGAUCGCCACUCAAGAUGACGGUUCAUCUGUGCAGGAAGCACAAAAAUGACAGCUCCUUUUCCCAACCAACUUUCAACUUAAGAUUGUAAAAAUGUAUAUAUCUACGCAUUAUAUAUGCACACUCCAGCUCAGUUUUAAGAGCAGUAGCUAUAAUUGCUGCCUCCCUUAUGUGGGAAGGGUUAUUUGAAGCUAAACAUGCAUACACAGAACCAAAAGUAUAAUUCUUCAUGCAACAAGUGAUUAAUUCUUUACCAUCAGGGUUUUGGAGCACUGUUUCUUUUUGCUGUAGAUUUGCCAUCGUCUUGUACACUGUUUUUAUUUGUAAGCAGCAGCGAUGGAUUUGGGACUAGGUGUAUUACAGCAAGGCAUGACUAUUGCCCUUCACCAGAUUCUACAGAGAAGCCAGAAAUGUGUCUGCAAGGUGCCCUUCAGAUAUAUUUUGGCCCAAAAGCCAUCUCAGGUUGCACUGGAACCAGAGUUCAUUAAUUAGCUUCAAAUCCUGAUUAAGACAGAAUCUUGAGUAGCAUUGAACAAACGAAAUUUUCAGGGUGAAUGUGGUGAUUAGGAAGUAUUUCAUGCCAACCACGUCAUCCUAACCAUAUUUAUACAGAAUUAAGUUUUAUAUAUCCAAUUGAGCUUAUGCUAGUAUUUGGGAUUGUAGUGUAAGAGACUGGGAAGGCUAUGUCAUCAAAACCAGUCAAUGUCAACCUUAUUAUGCUUAGUUCAGAAUCCUAUUGUGAGAAAUAUAUAUUCUAUAAAUAUAUUCUUUGGGGUGGGGGGUAAUCUAUUGCUUUUUCAUAUGAAUGGCUGUAUCUUGAAUGCAGAGUAUGUAUCCGUCCUUCUGCUUGUAUGUGUCUGGCAAAUUGAUUCAAAAAGAUUCUGACACUCAUGUUGCACCAUCAACAAAGACAGAGGAUGUGUCUACAUUGUAGGAGGAAUGUAGUUUGACACCACUUUCAUGAACAUGGCUCAGUGCUAUGGAUAAGAGCCCUUGGUGGCACAAUAGGUUAAACCCUUGUGCUGGCAGGACUGCUGACUGAAAGUUCAGUGGUUUUAAUCUAGGGAGCGGGGUGAGCUCCAAUCUGUCAGCUCCAGCUUCUCAUGUGGGGACAUGAGAUAAGCUUCCCACAGGAUGUUAAAACAUCCAGGCUUCCCCUGAGCAACGUCCUUGCAGAUGGCCAAUUCACUCACACCAGAAGCGACUUGCUGUUUCUCAAGUCGUUCCUGACACGAAAAAAGUGCUAUGAAUUCAUGGAUUUUCUAAGGGCCCUAGCCUUACAAGCACUUUAGCCUUCUCUACCAAAGACUGGUGGUGCCUCACCCAACUACAGAUCCCAGGAUUCCAUAACCAUAGAAGUCAAAGUGGUGUCCAACUGAAUUAAUUCUACAGUGUAGAUGCACCCAGAGAGGUGAGCUCGUUAUCACAGAAAGCAAAAACUAACCUUAAAACUCCUUUGUGAAGACCUCUCUUGAUCAUCAUGGUGCUUCCUGUUUCUGUUUGUUGUUGGAUCAGCAUCUUGCAGGGCGAAGUUGGUGCUGUAUAUGUACUAAACCAGCUACGGCUAGAAGUAGCAAGAUAGAAAGAAACUGUUUUUUUUCUGUCUUCAUGCUUACAUUCAGUCCAGUCUUUCAGAAGUACACUUUUGUAUCUCUAAACCUGGAGUAACAAAGAUUUUAGUUAAAAAUGUAUUUUUGUUUUUAUUGAAAUAAUUGAAACUUCAAUACUAUGUGUAUUUUUAAUAAAAGUUAUAUUAAUUGUU